GUCAGCAGUGCAGUAUAUUCAUUCCGCCAGCAGGGGCGACACUGUGCAGAGCUGCAGUCCCUGGAUCCGAGCGGGUUCGACUGGAAACAGGGCAGUAUAUCAGUAAUCCACUGGCUUGGUCUACAGAAAAAUGCGGAAAAUAACGAUGGGGACUUGGAGUGUCUGGUGUGUGUUGCUGAUCAGCUCACUUCUUCCCUCCUGCUCCGCCCAAAAUGACGUCUACACGUCUAUCGGCCAAAUGACAGAUCUGCUGUUCAUAGAGAAGGACCUGGUGACGUCUCUGAAGGACUAUAUCAGAGCUGAAGAACGCAAGCUGGAGCAGGUCAAACUCUGGGCUGAGAAACUGGAGACAUUAACAGCCACCGCCACACACGACCCUGAGGGUUUCCUCGGUCACCCAGUCAAUGCCUUCAAACUGAUGAAAAGGCUGAACACAGAGUGGAGUGAAAUAGAAGACCUGGUGCUUAAAGACAUGUCUGAUGGGUUUGUUUCCAACCUAACAAUCCAGCGGCAAUACUUUCCUAAUGACGAGGAUCAGACGGGAGCAGCCAAAGCUCUGCUCCGGCUUCAGGACACCUAUAAACUGGAAACACAUGCUAUUUCCACUGGAGAUCUUCCUGGCUUGCCUGCAGAUGUGCCAUAUAAGAGCACUCUGACCGUGGAGGACUGUUUUGAAUUGGGGAAGAUUGCAUACUCCGAAGCAGAUUACUAUCAUACAGAGCUGUGGAUGGCACAGGCUCUGAGACAGCUGGAUGAGGGUGAGGUGUCGAGCAUUGAUGCUGUGACUGUCCUGGACUACCUGAGCUACUCUGUAUACCAGCAGGGUGAGCUAGAGAAAGCCCUGGAGUAUACCAAAAGACUAUUGUCACUCGAUGCAGCUCAUCAGAGAGCCAAUGGCAAUCUGAAGUACUUUGACUACCAGCUGGCAAAGCAGAGAAAAGCAGAGAUGGAGCAGACUGGAACAGACGAGGAGAAAAAGGAGCGAGAGAAAAGAGAAGUGGACAAGGAGAAGGGCUUUUUUACAGAAAGGGGGAAAUACGAGCAGCUGUGCAGAGGUGAAGGAAUCAGGCUGACCCCACGCAAACAGAGUCGACUGUUUUGCCGUUUCUACGACAACAACAGGCACCCGUACUAUGUGCUGGGCCCUGUGAAACAGGAGGAUGAGUGGGACCGGCCCCGCAUUGUACGCUUCCACAACAUCAUCAGUGAAAGAGAGAUGGAAAAAAUAAAGGAACUAGCUAAGCCCAGGCUGCGCCGAGCCACCAUUUCCAACCCUGUCACUGGUAUACUGGAGACCGCCAGCUAUCGUGUCAGCAAGAGGCGUGCCACUGUGCAUGACCCCCAAACAGGGCAACUCACCACAGCCCAAUACAGAGUCUCCAAGAGUGCCUGGUUAGCAGCAUAUGAGCACCCAGUGGUGGACCGCAUUAAUCAGAGAAUUGAGGACAUUACAGGUUUGGAUGUCAAAACUGCAGAAGAACUACAGGUGGCUAAUUAUGGUGUCGGAGGUCAGUAUGAGCCACACUUUGACUUCGGACGGAAAGACGAGCCAGACGCCUUUAAGGAGCUCGGCACAGGGAACCGCAUUGCCACCUGGCUCUUCUAUAUGAGUGAUGUGGCAGCAGGUGGUGCCACAGUCUUUCCAGAUGUCGGAGCAGCUGUAAAGCCAAUGAAGGGUACAGCAGUGUUCUGGUAUAACCUCUUCCCAAGUGGAGAGGGAGACUACAAAACAAGGCAUGCUGCAUGCCCAGUACUUAUGGGCAAUAAGUGGGUCUCAAACAAGUGGAUCCAUGAAAGAGGUCAGGAGUUCAGAAGGCCCUGCCAUAAGUCCGACUGAUGAUAACCUUCCUCAUCCCGUCGUCCAUCUCACGUGUGUCAGAUGAGACCUAAGAGAUUACACCCCCAUCCCCUUCCACGUUGGCCUUUAACAGUCAUCUGCCAUAUUUUAGUUUUUAUUUUAAUGUGCGUGUGUCUGCCAGCAAAUUGAUGCCAUUGGUGCCUUUUAUCAUCAGCUCAGAAUAGCAGCAGAGAAGAAAGCUGUCCCUCAUGACACUCCAACGUUCCAGGUCUUAAUAUAGCUACGGGGUACUGUAGGGUAAAUCUCAAACUUUUAUACACGGUACCAGAUUGAACCGAACUUACAAAUGAAAAGACAAGACGUUUCAAACGUAAACCUCCUUCAUCAAAGCAUUUCUUGCACAAAAACUCUACACUCCAAAUUGUAUCUAUUUCUGUGGAUAGAUGUGGGAUGUAGUAGAGCAGGUAGUGUGUGAGAUUCCAGUGGAGUACUUUGCAAUAUCUUCUUCUCACUUUGUGUGUCCAUGUGUAAAGAUUAGAAUUAUUGCACUGAUUAUCCUGUAGGAAAGUGGACUGGAACUAAGGCUUAUAAGUCUGAAUACAGGGCUUUAUACUCUUCUUUUUUUUUAAUGUCCAUCAUACCCUUCUUUUCCUCCCUCUCUCUCCACCACUCUUAAGCCCUCACACACACAUCCACCCACCCCCUGUCCCAUCUGAUGCCAGGAACACUGUACAAGGCUUCACUUGCACUGAGGUCAUUCACAUCAGGGCAAACAAAAUGACAUGUUUUAAACCAAAGGUACACAGUGUGUUUAAGGUUUCUCUUCCCUCAAGAAUGAAAGAACAAUACAUGCCCAAGAAUUCAAGAUAUCCAUCUGCGGUCUUUUCUCUCUUUUCGUUUGAGACUGUAACACUCUGUAACAUGACUCCAUUUGUCUCUCUCUCUCCUGUUAUCCGAUCAGGAAAUAAAAGCCUCUAUUUAUAUCA
Molecule: messenger RNA, 2784 nt
Organism: Silurus meridionalis
Lineage: Eukaryota; Metazoa; Chordata; Actinopteri; Siluriformes; Siluridae
Gene: p4ha1a
Product: prolyl 4-hydroxylase, alpha polypeptide I a
Exons: 16
Coding region: 131-1837 (568 amino acids)
Biological process (GO): peptidyl-proline hydroxylation to 4-hydroxy-L-proline
Cellular component (GO): endoplasmic reticulum
Molecular function (GO): protein binding; procollagen-proline 4-dioxygenase activity; L-ascorbic acid binding
Source: RefSeq, a predicted model, not a curated record